This is a messenger RNA of Eremothecium cymbalariae DBVPG#7215, 675 nucleotides long. It is a transcript of the gene NHP10, whose product is annotated as Nhp10p. Lineage: Eukaryota; Fungi; Ascomycota; Saccharomycetes; Saccharomycetales; Saccharomycetaceae. The record is from RefSeq and is a predicted model, not a curated record. The transcript has a single exon. Bases 1 to 675 code for a protein of 224 amino acids.
AUGGUGGAUCAGAACGAGAAGAAUUUAGCAUUGGCUAUUAAGGAACUGACAGAGCAGAAUGAUACGCUGUCGCUUGCUAUUCAAAGAACCAGAUUAUCUGUUAAAAGGUUACGUUUAGAGUAUGCAGUUCUUUUGGAGAGAUUGGAAUCUCGCAUAGAAAAGGAUCCUUCCUUGCGCUAUGAGGAACCUUUGCCAACGUUAGCUUCAUUCAAGACGAAUUUAUUAGAGUCUUUACCUAGUUCACGGAGCCGUAAGAGAAGGUCGAAGGAAAAGAGGGAUCCUAAUUUGCCUAAGAGGCCUACAAACGCCUACUUGUUGUUUUGUGAGAUGAAUAAGGAGAAGAUCAGACAGGAGUAUGCUGCUAGUAAUGUUGAUAUGACAAAGGUAUUACCUGAGAUAUGGAAAAACAUGGAUGAGGAAGCCAAGAAACCGUACUACCACUUAUAUAACACGGAUAGACUGAGGUAUCAAAGAGAGAUGACAGCUUAUUCUCAAACCAAAUCUGCAGAGGAAGCUAAUACGGAUGUCAAAAAUGAAUCCGGUAAUGAAGAAGAUGCUGAUGAGCCUGAACAGGAAGUUGAUGCCGAUGAAAUGGAUGUGAACGAUUCUGAUGUGACACACCUUGACGAUGGAAUCGGAGAUGCCGCCUCCAGUGUUAUGUCAAGUGAAAUGUGA